AUGGCUUCAGUUGCCGAUGCCAACGGCACCAACUCAUCUGCUGGCCAAUCUUCCGGGUCCGGAGGAUCUGGGUCUGGAAACACUUCGGGCAGCACACCCUCCGGCUCGGGUGGUAGCAGCGGCGGAUCUUCUGGAUCUCAGAAGAAGUAG
This is a messenger RNA of Trichoderma atroviride IMI 206040, 150 nucleotides long. RefSeq lists its product as uncharacterized. Lineage: Eukaryota; Fungi; Ascomycota; Sordariomycetes; Hypocreales; Hypocreaceae. The record is from RefSeq and is a predicted model, not a curated record.